Labrus bergylta (ballan wrasse) is the source of this 842-nucleotide messenger RNA. The record is from RefSeq and is a predicted model, not a curated record. NCBI's taxonomy places the organism in Eukaryota, Metazoa, Chordata, Actinopteri, Labriformes, Labridae.
CUGUGGGAUUGCAGAAUAUUGACAUAGCAACCAGGCGACAUAGCCGCCGAGUUUUCUCUGCCUGUGUUAGAUUUUGCAGCCUCUCUUCUGCGUUUGAACUCGUUAACCGCACUGUGUCGAGCGCUGCCAUGAAUGGGGCAGUUGUAAAAAAGACCCACGACACAUUGGGCAAGGUGAUAAAGAAACCGCCUCUCACAGAGAAACUGCUAACCAAGCCACCGUUUCGAUACCUACACGACAUCUUCAGUGAGGUUAUCAGGACGACUGGUUUUAUGAAAGGCCUGUAUGGAGAAAAUGAAAUGAAGUCUGAUAACGUUAAGGAUAAGGAUUCAAAGAUAGUCUUCCUCCAGAAAGCAAUAGAUGUGGUGAUGCUGGUGAGUGGCGAGCCUCUAGCAGCAAAGCCAGCCCGCAUUGUAGCCGGCCAUGAGCCUGAGAAAACCAACGAGCUGCUGCAGGCCAUGGCCAAGUGCUGUCUCAACAAGUUAUCCAGUGACGAUGCAGUAAAGCGAGUGCUUUCAGGAGAAAAAGUGGACAUCAAGACCAAGGCCAGCACCUCCAGGUCCCAGGACAAGGAAAAUAGAGAGGGAAGUGAACAGCAUCUUGAUAGAGAGGAUAAAAAAAGGAUAACAGAGCGCAGUGGGAGUCGUGACCAAAAGGACCCAGACCAGCCCAAAGAACAGGAGGGCCAUCACAGAGAUGGAGAGAAAGAACGCCAUCGAGACAGAGAACGCUCUGACAAGCACCACCGCAGUGAACAGGACCACCAUGCCAAAGAUCGGCACAAAGAGAAGAGCCGUGACAGGGAUCGAGACAAGGAGGACAAAGGGCGAGUCAAAGACAGG